AUGGCGCUUAAAAAUGUGAUUAUCAUUGGUGCAGGUGGCCACCUUGGUCCGUCGAUCUUGUCUGCCUUUCGUAACGAUCCUCGAUUCAAUGUCUCUGUGCUGAGCCGCCAAUCUUCCACGUCCACUUUUCCCGAGGAUGUCAAGGUGCACAGGGUAGGCGAUGACUAUCCCGACGAUGAAGUUCUUUCAGCCUUCAAGGGCCAGGAUGCUGUCGUCUCUACUAUAGCUACAGCAAGUGCCGGACAGCAAACUCGUCUAAUUGACCUUGCCAUCAAAGCUGGAGUCAAGCGAUUUAUUCCUUCUGAGUUUGGGAGCGACACUCGCCACCCCAAUGCGAUGGCCAUCUUACCUCAGUACUUUGGUGGCAAGAAUGCUUCGGUCGACUAUCUCAUAGAAAAAGAAAAGGAUGGCCUGACAUGGUCCUCGUUCGUGACGGGUCCCUUCUUUGAAUUGGCAAUGGCCGGCUUCAUGGGAUUUGAUAUUCCCAAUCGCAAAGCAAUCAUCUACAAUGACGGAGAAGGUUCCUGGUCGACCACAACCAUGCCUUCAAUUGGCCUGGCAGUAAAAAACUCAUUGCUUGAACCAGAGAAAACUGCCAACAGAUAUAUCUAUACUGCCUCGUUUACAGUGAAACAGAACGAUGUUCUCAAGGUGCUGGAAAAAAUAACCAAUAAAAAGUUUGAUGUCGACUACGUUGAUGCUGAAGCGCAAAAGGUAAUCGGAAUAGAAAAGGUCUCUAAGGGUGAUUUUAGUGGUGCAAUGUUGUUGAUUCGGUACAUCAAUUCCGUAAAUGGAAAUGGUGGUAACUAUGCACUGUACCACCCUACUGAUAAUGAGCUCUUGUCUUUACCUAAAGAAGACAUCGAAGAGGUGCUCACUAGAAUUGUUGAGAAAUGA
Talaromyces amestolkiae is the source of this 897-nucleotide messenger RNA. RefSeq lists its product as uncharacterized. Gene Ontology annotation, molecular function: oxidoreductase activity. Lineage: Eukaryota; Fungi; Ascomycota; Eurotiomycetes; Eurotiales; Trichocomaceae. The transcript is spliced from 2 exons. The record is from RefSeq and is a predicted model, not a curated record. Bases 1 to 897 code for a protein of 298 amino acids.